Neodiprion fabricii is the source of this 1852-nucleotide messenger RNA. RefSeq lists its product as uncharacterized. The coding region runs from base 292 to 795 and encodes 167 amino acids. The record is from RefSeq and is a predicted model, not a curated record. The transcript is spliced from 6 exons. Lineage: Eukaryota; Metazoa; Arthropoda; Insecta; Hymenoptera; Diprionidae.
CUCCUGGAUCCUGCGUUCCGGGUGCGCUUUCUGGUGCAACUCGAGUUCCAGGACAAGCGCUCCGUAGUUUCUGCGCUCCAAAUCUGCUACCUGGUGGAACUCGACUUUCAGGUCAAGCGCUCCAUAUUUUCUGCGCUCCAGUUCUGGCUGUCCAGGUUCUUUACCUGGCGACUUUUGACCCAGCGCUGCGUAGUUUCUGCGUUCCAGGUCCACUUCCUGGUGAAACUCAACUUCCAGGACCAGCGCUCCGUGGUUCUGGCUGUCCAGGUCCUUGACCUGAUAACAUUUUAAAUGGGAAAAAAACCGAACGACCAGGAUCAACAAAUUGCAAUUGAUGGAAACUUCGGGAGCACACUGUACUUAACGGGGCUUAGCGAAAGCUGGGAACCCCCGCACGUGUGUUGCGCCAAGAGAGAGCAUGUGUGUGACAUGGCAGAUGGCGGCGAGGAAGGGCGCAGCUGCCGAUCCCAUGGGGUGAGGAAAUCGGCUCCCGUUGUGGGAGACGGCGUCGAGCGCGUGUCGGUAUACAUGCCGAAUUUCCAGAUCUUUAGUUUCCGUCUCGUCCUGACGGCUGCAGCCGCUACCUCAGAUCCUUUACGAGGGAGAAAAGACAUGAUUAAUAAUGAUGAAUACAUGCGCAACGUAGUGAACCGGAAGCGACGGAUAAACGGAGAGCCAAGAAUCUUCGAAGAUCGACAUGGCGAAAUAUCUGAUGUCUAUUUUGACGUCUGCAUCCCUGAAAGCCUCGCAGAAAGGCGACGAAAGCUGGGCCAGGCUCGAAGCCCAUUAGAUUAACGCUAACUGGAGCCCAGUCUAAGCAAUCUUCGGAGUUCUCUCGCUCUGCUGGAGAGCCACAGCUCCGGGGGGCGAAAUGAGGGGCGAGUCGGGUUGACAAGGGCGAAGUUGAUACGGGAAUACAUACCGAGUGGUGCGGCACGAAUCGAAUCACUGGGAUAUUUUCAGAGUGUCGAUCAGUUUCGGUGCGAUUGAAAUCGAUUAUAGCUUGCGAUUGAUCAACGCUGUUUCACGUGGCUUGGUAAGUUGAACAUAUAGGAAUAGAAAAUUAUUGAACCGUGCAACUGAUUCCAGAAGUUUGUUAACGGUGGAAUUAAACAACAUUCGCCGAAUGAAAUAAAUAAAAAUUUGUAACGAUCGGUGCAGUAAUCGCGUUUGGUUGUAGCGAUCAGACUCGGUUUAUGAGACAAGUCAACGUGGAAGCUCAGAUUUCGAAUGGAAAAUUUCAUGGGAAGUAAAAUUCGGAGUGAAAAUCGUCGCCGGUAAGUGGAAAGCGAUGAAAUUGUUCCUUUGAUACGUUACGACGCGAAGUGAUCCCGUGAUUGUGACACUCCGCACUCGCGGCUUAACAUGUUGGUGUCGGGUUCAAAGGAAAAGUUGCCAGGGGAGAAAUCGAGAAAAGGUUGUUGGCGGUAAUCAGGGCGAUGGAAAAAUUUCGCCUUUGAUGUUUUGCUUCAAGACUGCAGAACGUACCGAGGGAUCUGAAAAGGCGAUAUCAUUACGUGCGGAGUACAUGAAAAAGAUGUUCCGGGAACACAAGAAGUUCACAGCAGUUGUUGACAAUAAUUAGGGUAAUGGAGGAUUUUUUCCUUUGAUAUUAUAUACAUCAGUUUCCUUUUAAGGGUGACUGCUUUCAAUCACGCUAAAUUUGCCGGUGAAUUAUUAUACGAAGCAUGCAGAUGUAAUGUCGAAACGAGAUUCUCCGUGAGGUGAGUUUUUUUUUUUCUUUUUUUUUUUGUAUUCCGUUUCUAUAAUCUCUUCCAAACAUUUUGGUGCAAGAACUGCAAAUUUUAGAAAACUGAUGGCUUUGACGGCUCAAAAUGUAGUAAAAAUUCAA